AUGGCCGAGACUCCCCAGACCGCCGAUUCACGGCCGAUUCUCGGCCCACUCACGACCACCUUUACCCCGCCGGCGCCCUGUCUCGUGCCCGUGGGACAGUGCACCACCUGCACCGUGGCAUGGAACGGCCAGGAGUGCGCGCCUUCGAGCGGCACUUUCGCUCAGGAUGCUGAGACGUGCUGGCCAGCAACAACAAACGGCGUCCCCAAAGUGACACUGCCCUUUGCCGGAUGGGGAUUCUAUAGUCCCGGCUUGGUCUGCCCCGUGGGCUACACGUCGGCCUGCACCGCUAUAGCCGGAGUCAAGUCGGAUUAG
Lasiosphaeria miniovina is the source of this 315-nucleotide messenger RNA. RefSeq lists its product as uncharacterized. The coding region runs from base 1 to 315 and encodes 104 amino acids. The transcript has a single exon. Lineage: Eukaryota; Fungi; Ascomycota; Sordariomycetes; Sordariales; Lasiosphaeriaceae. The record is from RefSeq and is a predicted model, not a curated record.